AUAUUAUAUGCAAUUAUAUAAGAUGUGGGGUUUGGAAGUUCUGCUUCAUGAUGAAUGCAUAGUAUACAACUAAUGAGUAUUGACAUCGGUUAUGGAGAAAACACUCGGUAUCCAACGUAUAGAUACAAUUUUAGUGGUUGCUGCACUGACUCAAUCUAUAUUGGGAUCCAGCGAUUUAUAUUCUCUGUAUUUUCGCGAGGAAUUCAUGUUGAAAGAUGUGAUCUUAUUCGUCAACAGUAAUCGAAGCUGUGGAUUUAUUUUACAUGAUCUCCCAUCACUCAUCCUUCAAGAUAAUUCGAGGUUGAUAGACUCCAAUGAGACCUGUGUGCUUUUUGCUACUUAUGAACAUCUGCCAUUCAACAAGACAGUUUUGAUUAAUCAUGUGACUUUCAUUACCGAAGGAAUGAAAUACAAUUUUGAUACAAAGAGCAAUUCUUGUUAUGGAAAAAAAGUCUUGGAAAGGGUUGAACUUUUUCUUUCAUGUGAUCUCAAAACAGCAUCUAGUGGAAAAACAUGUGUUGAUGGAGGGGAUUGCAAUAGUGAAAACGCGUUAUGCAACAGGCUAUCCAAGGACGAAAAUAAAACAGGGCUUUGUAUGGAACGUCGCGAUCUUUUUGGAUCCUGUGACACUGAUAUGCAGUGUAAAUCGACCACAGAAUGUAAACAUAUUGGAGGGAGAGGGGUCUGCUACUGCCCGGAAGGAUCGGAAAUCAUUAAUGGAACAUGUUUAAAAGUUGGGAUGUCCUUGAAUGAAUCAUGUUCUCACGACCGUCAGUGCACUGGUGCUGUAAACGCCGGGAGAUGUCUACAGAACAAUCAGAGUCCAGGUGGCGUCUGUUCCUGUGACGUAGGAUUCUUUCAAGAGGGUUUGAAUUGUUCACAAGGUAAUCGACGCCUUUUCCAAUCUUGUGAAUCUGACAGACAAUGUACAGGAACUUAUGGGGCACGGGAAUGUAAAGUCAUCGCUGGUAUACAAAUGUGUCACUGUCCGGAUAAUCAUACAGUCAUUCGAGACGUUUGUAUAAAAGCUGGGUCAGUCAUAGGGGAAUCGUGUACAAUCGAUAAUGAAUGCACCGGUACAAAAAAUGGCGGGAGAUGUGUCUACAGCAAGGGCAACGGUACAGAGUCUCAAACAUGUGCCUGCGAUGAGGGAUUUCUGACAAACGGUUCCUUUUGUUUACCAGUUAACAAAACACUUUUUGAGACUUGUGAAAUAGACAAGCAGUGUAAUGGAACGUUGGGUCUGGAGAUCUGCAGAACAGUUGGCGAUCGAAAAAUAUGUGCAUGUGGACCUGAGUACAUUGAGGAUAAAACGUCCCUUAGAUGUCAUAAAGUUGGAAAACGGAUAUCCGAGUCGUGCAUGGUGGAUGACCAGUGUAAUGGGACGAAUAAUGCUGACGUUUGUGCUUAUCAGGAGAAAACAUCAACUAGAAUAUGUGUAUGCAGUGAUGGAUUUGAGUGGGUGAAUGAAUCGUGUGUACCAACUGGAAGAGAGUUACUAGAAUCAUGUGUGUUUGAUGUACAGUGUAAUGGAACUAAUAGUGCCACAAUUUGUAAAUCAUUUGGAAAUAGAUCGUUAUGCUUUUGUGAUGAAGGUAUGCUGGAAUUCGACGGAAGGUGCAUUGGAGCUGGCAGGAACCUUGGUGAUCCCUGUGAAAUGGACAGGCAGUGUACAGGAACACUGCACACUGGUGUCUGUGGUGAAAAAGGGUGGUGUUCGUGUGACCAGGGGUUCAUCGAAGACCAUAGCGAGUGUGUAAAAGAUGGACGGGUUUGGGAAAUAAUUUAUCAGUGUCUGCUUGUUGGGGCAGGCGGAGUUCUGUUUGGAAUAGUUUUUAUCAUCGUGAUACUUUUUGGUAGAUUGAGAAGAUAUUUACUAUCAAAAGCAGGGAGAUUAACUAUGCAGACCGUCCAGAAUGCGACUGAGGCAGUGUAUGGCGACCAAUCCUGUGAAUCCGCCGUUUCUAGUAAAGAACCUUCCAUGAGUUAUAAAGAAGAUGAAUGUGGAACAACACGACACUUAUAUAAUCAACUGAACGACACCAAGGAAGACGAAGAAAAUGACUAUUCUCAGCAAAUGGCCUCCUUCAGAGAGGAAAACUCGUAUGACUACGUAUACAACCACACCCGUAAAAAGGAGACGCCAAUGUGUCUGAACAUGUAUGACGUCGUGGAAACUAUUUCUGACCACGUGGUACACAGUUCUAAUGAUGUUCUUAAAUCUACUGGACUAUACGAAUUUGCCGAGCCUUUAGACAUCAACGUGUCUUAAAUAUGCGAUUUCUUGUCAAUUCGGACACGAUAAACCUGAUCUUUACCUACGGUAAUCCAUUGCGAUUUCAAUCUAAUAAUAACGUCUACGGUUCUUUUCAUCAACCUUGUCACGGAAGCUUUAACUUUGAAUAAAACCAUUUCCAAGCAAACUACUACCUACAAAAUUAGUGAAAAUGUAUGCAUGCAAUGCAUCUAUGUUUUAUAUGUUUAGCUGCGUUUUACAUUUGUAAUAUGUAUAUACCUACCCCCAACACACCAAUAUCACUCAUAAACUGACAAAAAGAUAUUGAAAUAAAACAUUUGUAGAUUUGCAGAACAACAUAUAUUCAUUUGUGAAAGGUGGAGAUAACGAACAGUGAUGAAUUUCAUAACUCCUAUAGGCAAUACAAAAUUGAUAGUUUGGCAAACACGGAUCCCUGGACACAUCAGAGGGGGGUUAUGUUCUUAGGAGGAACAAUCAUCCCCUGUCGACCGGUCACAACCGUCGUGAAUCCCAUAUUCUGUUUGUGUUUGACGUUUGAUGAAAUUGGCUCCAGUUUAAUAUAAAAUGUUUGAUAGGGGAUCCAUGGAAAUGUCUUUGCUUUUUGUUUAUUACUUUAUUAAAGACCAUUUACCAAACAAUAGGUACUAAUGAAUAUGUGUAAGAUUUGGCAUAAACAAUACUGGAAAAGUGGAUAUUCAGAACGGUGAUCAUUUCAAAUUCUUUGAAGGGUGCAACAUUAAAUGCAGGAUAAACACGAAUGCCAGGGCAUGCAAGAGAUGGCCAUCAUAUAUUAUGAGUAGUAAGCAUCCACUGAUUGCUGGUCACACCCGCCUUGAACCUUAUUUCUAAUGUUAAAUGGAAUCAUACCAUAAUGUAGAGCUUAGACAAAGUACAUAGUGUACAUAUUUGGAUUUUGUGUUAGGCUUUAUACUUUAUGACUAAAUUGAUCAUAUUACAUUACUAGCAAAGUCACAAAAAUAUACCUUGUACUUUGUCAAAAACAAAUUGAUGCAAACAGGAUAUAAAAAUGGAGUAAAUGACGAUCCAUGGUCAAUUUCAUAACUUCCAGUGAAAUUCACAUGAAAUGUACCUGACCAAGAGAUAGGGUCACGGCGGGUGUGACCGGUCGACAGGGGUGACUUACUCCUCCUAGGCACAUGAUUCCACCCGUGGUGUGUAUAAGGGUCCGGGUUUGCCCAACUGUCUGUUUUGUAUAGCUUAUGGGAUUUAUGAGAUUACCAGAGACAUUAUUUGUAGCAAUGCGCUUCUGGUGCAUCAAAAUUGGUACUGUAUAAGUUUUACAUCGAUCACCGUUCGUUAUUUUCACCUUUCAUGACAUAUUUUCAUAAAAGAUUUAUGUGAAUUUACCGUGUACAGAAAUUCACGUGAAAGUCAUGUAAGGUAUAUUUGCCUGUUCAUGUUUCUUUUUAAUAUGCAAGACGACAUUCAUAUACCGAGAUGGGAUUGUUGGACCAUCUUCCUUAAUAAACCAUUUUUUGGUCUUAUACACUGUACAUAUAAUUGUCAUCUUUUGGAAGUGUGUAUUGAACGGUUGUUAAUUAAAAAGAGUUGUGGCAAAUCAAA
Molecule: messenger RNA, 3841 nt
Organism: Ostrea edulis (European flat oyster)
Lineage: Eukaryota; Metazoa; Mollusca; Bivalvia; Ostreida; Ostreidae
Product: fibrillin-1-like
Exons: 17
Coding region: 92-2272 (726 amino acids)
Source: RefSeq, a predicted model, not a curated record